Molecule: messenger RNA, 1482 nt
Organism: Neltuma alba
Lineage: Eukaryota; Viridiplantae; Streptophyta; Magnoliopsida; Fabales; Fabaceae
Product: pentatricopeptide repeat-containing protein At3g22470, mitochondrial-like
Exons: 3
Coding region: 1-1482 (493 amino acids)
Molecular function (GO): protein binding
Source: RefSeq, a predicted model, not a curated record
AUGAAAACAGAAGAAUCGAACAAAUCUACUGCAUUUAAUGGGGACCGCGAAGCUUACCAAAGGAAAUCAGUGACUUCUUCUCGCCCUGCUUCUUCCUUCUUUGUCGAUAGCCUUGCGAGUUUCCUAUUUUGUCGGCCUCUUCUUAUUCUCCUUCUCCUUCAGCUUCUAGUGACUACCACGAACCCGCAGAUUGAAGCUAAUGGAAUUUUUGGGGCCACGUCGAACACUUUUCACAGAUUGCGAGAGGUGCAGUUGAAGGGUUUCACUCCGUCUUUAGCUUUUCUAGCUAUUUUGAUCAACUGUUACGGCCACGUGGGACUCUGUAUCAACAACAUGAUUGGGGAAGCAUUGGAUUUCCACGAUGAGGUAAUUGCAAAAGGAUAUUUUUUGGAUGAAGUUAGUUACGGCACAAUAAUCAAUGGAUUAUGUAAGGUGGGGAAAACCAGAUGUGCUGUCAAAUUACUCCAGAAGCUGCCUGGACUUGGAAUGAAGGCUGACGUAGUUAUGUACAGCACAGUCAUGGAUGGUCUUUGUAAAGAGGGAUUUGUGAGAGAGGCACUUGAUUUGUUCUCAGAAAUGAUUGACAAUGGAAUAUUUCCCGAUACUAUUGCAUACACCACUCUCGUGGAUGGAUUCUGCAAAAUCCAGCAAUGGGAAGAAGUUACUGAAUUGCUCAAUGAUAUGUUUCGAAGAGGUAUCAACAUGGAUGUGACCACCCUUACUACAUUCGUGGAUGCAUUUUGUAAAGAAGGAAGGAUCAUAGAAAGUCAAGUCAUGUUUGCCAAAAUCAUGAAGUAUGGUCAUAAGCCUAAUGUCAUUUCCUAUAACAGCUUAAUGAGUGGAUAUUGUAAGGUCAAUAAUGUAAAGGAAGCAAUUGAAGUAUUUAAUAAAAUGAUUAAAAGUGGUUUGAGGCCAAAUGUGUUGAGUUAUAACGUUUUGAUUGAUGGGUGUUGUAAGAAUAAAAGAUUGGAUGAGGCCAUGUAUCUCUUUAAGAAAAUGCGUUCAAGAAAUUUGGUUCCCAGCAUAGCAAGUUAUAAUUGUCUGAUUGACGGCUUUUGCAAAGCAGGAAGAAUCUCAUUUGCUCGUGAUCUUCUUGUUGAGAUGCAUCACAGAGGUCAUCCUCCUAAUAUAAUCACUUAUAAUAUCUUGAUACAUGCAUUAUGUAAAAGGCAGGAUAUUGAUCGAGGAAUUGCAUUAUUUCAACAUAUUGUCGAAAAGAAUAUUCAACCUACAGUUCGCACUUACAAUAUUCUCAUGGAUGGUUUGUGCACUAGUGGAAGAUUAAAUAAGGCAAGAGAGAUUUUUCAAUAUCUUUUGAUGGAAGGUCGGCAUCUAGAUGCUCUGUCCUAUGCUAUUAUGAUCAAAGGACUUUGUAAAGAGGGUUUGUUUGACGAGGCAAAGGCCCUCCUUGAUAAAAAAAUGGAAGACAUCGACUGCAUCCUAGACACGCCAACUUUUAGUUAUUAUUGGACAUCUUAUUGA